Messenger RNA from Parastagonospora nodorum SN15, 810 nucleotides. RefSeq lists its product as hypothetical. The record is from RefSeq and is a predicted model, not a curated record. The transcript has a single exon. Bases 1 to 810 code for a protein of 269 amino acids. Lineage: Eukaryota; Fungi; Ascomycota; Dothideomycetes; Pleosporales; Phaeosphaeriaceae.
AUGUUAGACAAGAUGCGGUUCCUGGAGCGAAAUCGCACAGUCAGCGAAUCCAGUGAUGGCUUGCCCGUGGAGGACGCUGAGGCAUCUCGGGCGGUGUCUAAUGCCUCGACCCGAAAGCUUCAGCUGUCCAACAAGAUGAUCGAUCGCGCAUGCGCCUACAGCGGUCUUUUGUACACCACCUUCUCCUUCGUCUUCUUUAUCGCCUCGGGGAAUUUCCCUCCCGCCGCUCCCACCCUCAAUGCCCAGCAAGUCGUGAAGCAUUACGAGGACCACAGCAUCGGCUACAAAGUGGGCGCGUCCUUCUUCGUUCUCGCUGGCGCUUUCUACGGUUCUUUCACGGCGGCCAUGUCGCAGCAGAUGAAGCGUAUCCCUGGUGUGGGUCACACCCUCAUCUCGGCGCAAGAGGUGUCUGGCGCCUGGGCCUGCAUCACAUUUUCCGUGCCCGCCAUCUUCUUCGCGACGACUGUCUAUCGGCUGGACCGACCGGCAGAGAUUACGCAAGCGCUAAACGACUUGAGCUGGAUGAUGACGUUCAUGCCCUUUGCGCCUUUCAUCGUGCAGAAUUGGGCUUUUGCUUUUGCAGUGUUCAUGGACCAGCGACCGAAGCCAUUGUUUCCCAUGUUUGUCGGAUGGGUCAACUUCAUAUCGCCCGUUCUCUUGGGAUCGGGUAUCGCAAUGCAUUGCGUGAAGAGCGGACCAUUCGCGUGGAAUGGGGCGUUGACGUUCUGGUUAACUGCCGUGGUGUUCGGGAUUCAGAGCAUUGUUAAUAUCGUGUGGACCGUGUUUGCGAUUGAGAAAGAUCUAGAUUAG